CAUAAUAUAUUGAAUACUCAGACACGUGCGUGACCACUUGUGCGACCACUGGCGCGUUCAGAUUGACUUAUCUUUAGCUGAUAUUAUUGUGUCCGGAAUUGCGCAAUACCUGCACGGUUGGAAUGCAGGUAACAGACGCAGUCUAAACGUGGUGCCUACAUAUUAUCAAGAAACAAUAAAAGUGAACAGUCUAUCAAAUACUAAUAAUAAAACAUGAAGAAGUUUAGAGUCAUCUCGACUGCAGCGUGCACACUGGUACUCGUCAGUCAGUUGCACUUUACGUGCUCCGACAUCCACCGAGCACCACUAACUGCAGCGACUCCUGCACGGUUCUCGACGCCUAGAUUGACCAGGCCGACCAGCCACUCAACAGGUAUUGCGAUUAGGUUCCCGACACAGCAGACGAAAGCUUACGCCACAGCGUUAGCCGAUCUCCUGAGGACCAUCGUGUCAUCCAACGAGUUUCGGGAAGGUUCGACCGCCCUGCAGCAUUUACUGGCCGUUCUGCGCCCUCUCUUCCGGGCCGUCGGAAUUGUUCCACCGGUGCCUCAGAAAAUCGAAGACGACACAACUACGACCACGACCACGACCACGACGACGACGACAGCUCCGACGACCACGUCCUCCCCCCAGACGGUCACAUGUCCGCCGACUGACAAGGGAUCGUCCAGAAAAAAGCUGAUGGCCCUGUUCGUCCCGAUGUCAGCCGUCGCGUCAUCAUCGCCGACCGCAUCGCCACCGUCGACCGGCACGCUACCAAAACUGUUCCAAAAGGCAGAUUCGUAUAUUGCGAAUCGAUAAAAAAAAAAAACAAUAAUAGUCUUCUUAUUCGAAUAAUUAUUGUAUAUUAUCAUAAUAUUAUACUGUUUUAUUUAUACAAUACAUACAAACGAAUACCGAA
This is a messenger RNA of Acyrthosiphon pisum (pea aphid), 901 nucleotides long. RefSeq names its product hepatitis A virus cellular receptor 1-like. The record is from RefSeq and is a predicted model, not a curated record. Lineage: Eukaryota; Metazoa; Arthropoda; Insecta; Hemiptera; Aphididae. Bases 214 to 801 code for a protein of 195 amino acids. The transcript has 3 exons.